This is a messenger RNA of Benincasa hispida (wax gourd), 1165 nucleotides long. RefSeq lists its product as uncharacterized. Gene Ontology annotation, cellular component: mitochondrial large ribosomal subunit; mitochondrial ribosome. Lineage: Eukaryota; Viridiplantae; Streptophyta; Magnoliopsida; Cucurbitales; Cucurbitaceae. The record is from RefSeq and is a predicted model, not a curated record.
GGCAGUGGUUCAAGUUGCUUCAAGUGCGUUACUGUAUUUCAAGAAAAGCCCUAGAAACCUUCGACUCUGUUUUUAGAUUUGAUGCUGAAGCCGGUGAAGAAGGGUUUUAGCUCGGAGCUUUGAGACAUGAUCCGUUUCACGAAAUUCAAAUCUCUGGCCCUAUCUGCAGAUUCCGGCGGCCACCAAUUGCUCCAAAGAUGCUGGGUUAGUGGUACUGCCAAAGGCAAAUCGAAGAUCAAAGCUGGCCAACCGCUGAAGCGCUCCAAAAUCACCGUCAAGAAAGGCGGAGCCACAUCCAAAGGUGGUGGAGGAGGAGGAGGAAGAAAAAUCCCUCCCGAACAGGAAAAGCUCUAUGACCAAUGCCUAAAUGCUCCUACGCCUCUGCGGUUCUUGAAGCCCAAAGACAGAGAACGUGAGGCCGAACGGGAGAAGCUCGGGCUCAUCAGCAAAGAGCGCCAACGCGAGAUUGAGAUGAUGAAGAUGGAUAAAUCGAAAUUGGGGGUUUCUGAUACUCCGUCGAUCAUUGGAACUGUAGGUUUGGAUUUGAUAUCCCUAGGUCUGGUCGAUGCGGAUAAGAUUCCGAAGUACGAGUUGACAGUGGAAGAUGGGCGGCGGCUUGCGAAGGAAUACAGUCGGGUGUUGAUGAGGCGGCAUCGUGCAAGGCGGGCAGCUGAAUCGACGCUGUUGCAGAUGAAGAAAGAGGCUAUUGAAGCAUUACCAGAGCAUUUGAAAGCUGCUGCUUUGGUCCCAGAUUUGACAUUGUUCCCCGCGAACCGGUUCAUGGCCACUUUGACGCCUCCGAUAGAAGGCUAUAUUGAAAAGGUCAAGGAGGCUGCGAGGAGGAGUAGCGGGAAAGAGAAGCUUAGAUAAUCUGAGAGACUACAAGUAGAUGAAGGUUGCAGGCUGGAAAAGAAGAGUUUGUAGCAGUUAAGAGUCUAGAAACCAAGCAGGUGGUUGCCAUUCCAAGAAAGCCAGCCACGAAUCAUUGGAUGUCUGGUACAAUAAAAUCUCCUGAAUUUUUAACUCCUGUAACUUCAAGCCUCUUUCAAGCAAAUUCUUGGGUUUUGGUUUUGAGCUUUUGGAUUGAUUUCGAUGGCUUUGUGAUAUUCUUAAAUUCACAGGUUUCUUUUGUCAAAUUGACGCACCUUUUUCACAUUGAGCAAAA